Pteronotus mesoamericanus is the source of this 2670-nucleotide messenger RNA. RefSeq names its product flotillin 2 (gene FLOT2). NCBI's taxonomy places the organism in Eukaryota, Metazoa, Chordata, Mammalia, Chiroptera, Mormoopidae. Gene Ontology annotation, biological process: protein localization to plasma membrane; regulation of myoblast differentiation. Gene Ontology annotation, cellular component: flotillin complex; cytoplasmic vesicle; plasma membrane. The transcript has 11 exons. The record is from RefSeq and is a predicted model, not a curated record. The coding region runs from base 108 to 1394 and encodes 428 amino acids.
GCGCCGCGGGGGGUGGUGGGAUAGGCUGGGCGCGGCUGGCCGUGCGGGCUGGUGUGGGCUGCCUGCUGCUGUCCAGGUCUUUGAGGGCCCUCCGUCCCGCCCGCGCCAUGGGCAACUGCCACACGGUGGGGCCCAACGAGGCGCUGGUGGUUUCAGGGGGCUGCUGUGGUUCAGACUAUAAGCAGUAUGUGUUUGGCGGCUGGGCCUGGGCCUGGUGGUGUAUCUCCGACACCCAGAGGAUUUCCCUAGAGAUUAUGACGUUACAGCCCCGCUGCGAGGACGUAGAGACGGCCGAGGGGGUAGCUUUAACUGUGACGGGUGUCGCCCAGGUGAAGAUCAUGACGGAGAAGGAGCUCCUGGCCGUAGCCUGCGAGCAAUUUCUGGGCAAGAAUGUGCAAGACAUCAAGAAUGUCGUCCUGCAGACCUUGGAGGGGCACCUGCGUUCCAUCCUCGGGACCCUGACUGUGGAGCAGAUUUAUCAGGACCGGGACCAGUUUGCCAAGCUGGUACGGGAGGUGGCAGCCCCUGAUGUUGGCCGAAUGGGCAUUGAGAUCCUCAGCUUUACCAUCAAGGAUGUGUAUGAUAAAGUGGACUAUCUGAGCUCCCUGGGCAAGACGCAAACUGCUGUGGUACAGAGAGAUGCUGACAUUGGUGUGGCAGAGGCUGAGCGGGACGCAGGCAUCCGGGAAGCUGAGUGCAAGAAGGAGAUGUUGGACGUGAAAUUCAUGGCAGACACCAAAAUCGCUGACUCCAAGCGAGCCUUUGAGCUGCAAAAGUCAGCCUUCAGUGAGGAAGUCAAUAUCAAGACAGCUGAGGCCCAGCUGGCCUAUGAGCUACAAGGGGCCCGUGAGCAGCAGAAGAUCCGGCAAGAAGAGAUUGAGAUUGAGGUCGUACAGCGUAAGAAGCAGAUUGCAGUGGAGGAGCAGGAGAUCCUGCGCACAGACAAGGAGCUCAUUGCCACGGUGCGGCGCCCGGCUGAGGCAGAGGCACACCGCAUACAGCAGAUAGCUGAGGGUGAAAAAGUGAAGCAGGUCCUCUUGGCUCAGGCAGAGGCUGAGAAGAUCCGAAAAAUCGGCGAGGCAGAGGCCGCAGUCAUCGAGGCGAUGGGCAAGGCAGAGGCUGAGCGGAUGAAGCUCAAGGCUGAGGCCUACCAGAAAUAUGGGGACUCAGCCAAGAUGGCCUUGGUGCUGGAGGCCCUGCCCCAGAUUGCUGCCAAAGUCGCCGCCCCACUGACCAAAGUCGAUGAGAUUGUGGUCCUCAGUGGGGACAACAAUAAAGUGACAUCAGAAGUGAACCGACUGCUGGCCGAGCUGCCUGCCUCCGUGCAUGCCCUUACAGGCGUGGACCUAUCUAAGAUACCCCUCAUCAAGAAGGCCACCGGUGCACAAGUGUGAGGCGCCCGAAGGCCCACACCCUUCAGCAGCCUCCCGCUCCUCCCUUCAGCACCUGUUCUAGUACCACAGGAACAGUGGGAAUGUUACUGACUCUGGUGCCUUAUUUUGUAGGGACCAGAAGUGCUGCGUGUUCAGGCCUUCUCUGGCUGUCUUCCCUCUCCCCCGUCUGUCUCCUUCCUCUUCUCUACACCACACCCUCACUUUCCCUGCAUAUUCAUCUGGUGUGUCUCUUCCACCCUCAUCUUCCUAAACAUAUGUUUCUUCCUUUGUCUGUCUUUUUCUUUCUGUCUCUCCCCCCACCCACCCUCUACACACAUCAUGUAGUUUAAGCUGAAAAUGUUUAUUAUAAUCACUGUCUGUGGAGGGUGGCCCUGCUGCUCUUCAGAAUCCUGGUGCCUUGAAGUUCCCUGUGCAUCUGUCCAUCCUCCCUGUGGCCCUGGCCAGACUUCGGCAUGGGUACAAGGGGUCUGGGUAGGAUGGCCACUCACCCCUCUCCUGGCCUGGUCUUCCCAGCCCUAAACCCUACUCUGGGAAGUCCCCAGCCUCACCUGCACUAGCCCCUCUAAGCCUAGGUAGCAGUGGCCUACAGGUCCAAGCCAUUGCCCUUUACUUCACCCCUUCCCAGCCCCAGGCCUGCUGUCAUACCUUACCUCUCUCCCCCACCCCAGGGGCACAGAAGCAAGGCCUCCUGUCUAAAGCAGCUCUCACAGUUUACUACUGCCUUAGGAGGCCCCUGCUGUGCUCAGGGAAGCCCCUUCAUGGACCUGUCCCUACUCGGUGAAGUGAGGCUUAGUCCCAACUCUGCUAAGCCUUUCUGGGAUCAGGGUCUAGCCCCCUUGGGGACUAGAAAGUCUGUAGAUCCUGUUCCUGCAAGGGCUGCACUGUCCUGGGUAUUGGGCCAGGCCCUUCCUUUGGGCAGGGCUGUGCCAACCCCCUACAGAAUCAAGUGCUACAGACUGGCCAAACUCCAUACUCCUUGUGCCAUCUUUCUUCCUGGCCAGAGUGAUAGGAUUCUAGCCAUGGGGAAGCAACCCAGUCUUCUGUAUCCUUGCUCUAGUGGAGGCAGAAGAGCCCAGGGCCCAAGCAUCCUGGCAGGGGUACUGUGGGUGUCCUCUGAUCCCAGUCCCUCACCCCAGGCCUGGGCCCUGCCCCAGCCUGUUCCUGCAUGUGAAUGCUGCAUGUUCGGUUUGGGGCUUGGAUGCUGCACUGCCCCACUGCCUGUCCCUUCUGAUAAAAUAAAGAUCUGUUAUGCCCACAUCCUAUAUUGUAUCUUCUG